CACCCAUUGAACUGAAUGUAAGCAACCUGGAGCUUAGAGAACCAAGUCAGACCAGCAAAACAAUUGCUGUUUCUUAUGUACAGCGCAUAUCAGUACAUUGGCCAUCUCACCGAUAUUGCGAAUUCCCACAUCCUUCCUUCGAUACCCUCUCAAAAUGCCGAAAGGAAGCUGCCUCUGCGGCAAAGUAACAUAUACAUUAGAGAUCGAUCCUACCACGACUCAACAGACAUCAGCAUGUCACUGCCGACCGUGCCGCAAGAUCACAGGUGGCACGACAUCGCUGAACUUGACCGUGCCCGCGACAGCCUUCGUCCUGAACAGUGGGGCUCUGAAGACGGUCAAGACGCAGCACAUAGACGAAGGCUUCGACUUUACACUGUCAUUCUGCGAAGACUGUGGUAGCCCAAUAUACGCGGAAGCUCAGUUCCUACCAGACAAGCGGAUCAUCCAGGUUGGAACGUUGGACGACGAAGAGUACUUGCAACGUGCGCCGACUGCGGAACUUAACGUGAAGCACAGGCUGCACUGGAUCAAGCCUAUUGACGAUGCGGGACAGAGAGAGAAAUAUGUAUAGUACCCUUUUAACGGGCCAUCGGAUAGGAAGGCAAGGCGUCACAUGCGGACCAUACCGUCGUCUGUAAAGUCAUAGAUCUGUGGUGACAGUACCCUGCUGGACCAUCUCGAGGUAUCCCAAUAGCUCGGGAGUUUAUCUGCCAGCGUGAAGAGCGUCGAUCCUUGAGUCGCGUGCACCAUACCUUUUCGAAUUCCGCGUCGAAGAGCAAUGCCGUUGCUUAUAUACCAUACAGGGCACGGGGAAUGGAAUGUGGGGCGCCUUACCAGGUAGCUACGGUCACGUUGCGGUCAGCAUCUGAAGUUGCAUCUUCAGAUCGAGGCACAUUUGUCAGUCUCUCACUCCGUACGGCGCCCGGUCGAUCGCUGUCUGUCUAAGGCUCCUCGAAAGUAUAUCUGU
Molecule: messenger RNA, 970 nt
Organism: Exophiala viscosa
Lineage: Eukaryota; Fungi; Ascomycota; Eurotiomycetes; Chaetothyriales; Herpotrichiellaceae
Product: Mss4-like protein
Exons: 2
Coding region: 155-574 (139 amino acids)
Molecular function (GO): carbon-sulfur lyase activity
Source: RefSeq, a predicted model, not a curated record